UCAGCAUAAGAUCUGAUCCGUCAAGUUUUUCACUGGCCACUCGACAAUGGUGCGCAGACAGCACCAAAAGCCUUUGAACAAAGAAAUACAUUGGGUUUAUUGAAAACCAAAAAGCCAGCACUCCCAUCCAGAAUGUUAUCAAAUCCGUACCUCUUGUCUCUAAUACACGUUAUUUGAUUGACUCAAUCGAAAAAAAUGAUCUUUAGUAUCGGAGUGUUUGCAUGAGGGCAACGCAACAACAAUAUUUAACAUACAUAUCUAUUCUACUAAGCAUUGUUGGUGGGAAGAAAGACAUAUGUAUUUAAUUAUUCACGUCAUUCCGAUAACGUACACAAUAUUGGUCAUAUUCUGAAAUCUUGAGACUACUUUUGUAGAACAUUGUAAAAAUAAAUAAUAUACAUACAACACAUAAGAGCUGACAAAACAAAGCAUCAAAAAAAAAAAAAAAAAACGAAGAGAAGAAGACCGAUCUAGCCAGUGGUGUUAAGAGCCCUUGGACCAGCAGUUUUUAAGAGAGUGAAAGAGAAUUUGAAAUGUUUCCCAGUGCGAAUUAGUACCAGUGUCAUAACGCUAGCACAUUUUCCUUAAUACACACGUAAGUGUGUAUAUACUACGUCGGGAACCGAAUCGUUAUCGUUGUUCGUUAGUGCAAACGAAGUGUGUGUCAUGGAAAAUAUACGAUUGCUGAAUGCACUGUUUCAUGUUGGUCCUGGUGUUGUCGCUGAACUUGUUGUAGAAGCAGGCAGUGAUAGCUAACGGCUAUAUCAAUCAUUCUGCUGUUAAAUUUACAUGAAUAGUUCUCUGUUCAUAAGUCAAGUGUGUUAUGAAGUUUAUUGGUCAUUGGUGAAUCGCGUAUACAAAGUUUAAAAAACAAAAAACACAUAUUCCAUCGUUAUUUUUGUAGAUGGACUACGCUUUCUUCAUGACCAAUUCAUCUGGACUAGCAACAAUCACAUUUGAGAGUACGCGCGUAUAAAUCUACAUAGAUAUCUACAAUUGUAUACCCGUAAAUCAACACUUAUUUCGCGCGACGAGCUGUAGAUAAGAAUACACAAUGAUGCUAAAUAAAUAUCAGAAUUAUUUGCAACAACAGCAAAGGCAAAAUCAGCAGAGUAUACAACAGCAGCAACAAAGCUGCGCUGGUAUAGCGACAAGCAUGGCGACCAGUGUUUUACCAUCUGAAGCCGGCUCAUCCGAUUAUGGUAGUGGCGCUGCUAAUAUUUCUAAAUCAGAGCGGGAAUCAAUACACUCAGGUCAAUUUAUGGUUUCCCACUUUGAAGCCGAAGAGGCGCAGGAGGACGAUCUUGAAGAGGAUGAUGAAGUGAAAAUGCUCGAUCCAGAAGAUCCAAAUCUUACAAAAUCAGAGGAGUCCGUAAAUACUUGUACUGAUGUGCAGCGAUUUGUACCGCGCAAAAUAUCUUACGUACAAGAACUCGGUCAUGUGGGAUCCGUCGUGGCUUCACACUUGGAGAUAGAAACCUCACUCACCAAACUCUUUAAAUGCAUGAACUUAGCUUACAGUCAAAAACUAACAUCUCCAAAAUGGAAUCACUUUAAAGGAAUCCGACUGCGUUGGAAGGACAAAAUACGUUUGAACAAUGUAAUUUGGCGAUGCUGGCACAUGCAAUUCAUACUGAAGCGUAGGACACCGGUAUGCCAGUUUGCCUCACCACUGGACGUUGACAUCCAUAGCAAUCCACAGGCUGUUGUACUAGAAGGGAAAUAUUGGAAACGUCAAACAACCGUUAUCAAAGCCGAGUACCGGAAAUGGCGAAAAAACUCUAAAUCUAGAACUGCUGGAUGUCUAACUUACGACACGAAAAGCGAGUUUGACUUUUUGGAAUGGUCACCGUUAAACGAUCGGUCGUUAAUGAUACCCGACGAUUGGACAAAUGACACACUCUUCUCUUCGAUAAAUGGGCCAUUUCCAUUUCCAGAUCCCCGAGAGAUAGCGCGCGGUGCUGGAAUAGCCGAUUUCAUACAACCUGGACUUGGCUCUCUCCAACCGAAUAUUGAUGACAUUGAUCUAACAAUUGAUGCUUUAUUUUUUGCAGAGCUACUGCAGCCGGCUCGUCUUCCGCCCGUACCAGAGGAGGGCACUGAUGAAAUGCUUAAGAAUGUUGAUUACAACUUCUCAGCGAUUAUGGGCUCUGAGCAAUUGGACUCGAAUAAUAUGGUUGGUGUAGUUAGUACUUCGAAUACGCUAACAGAAAACGAUGAUGCCAAUAUGCUGGACUUGAAUGCACCACUUGAUUCGCUUCAAUUUCAAUCGGAGAUGGCGCAACGUUAUCCAGCUCCGUUAUCGCGGGAAAAUAGUGCCGGACAAUUAUUGAAUACCUCAGGAAUUAAUCAAUCGCAAACAAUUACCUCCGUGGAUGCUCUAAUGGCUAAUGAGCGAACUGCAACAGAGGUUGGUGAUGGCGUGGGAUCGUCCUCAUCCGUAACGUCAGCAUCGCCAACUAUGCGAAUGCAUUCAAAACAUUUUCCUACUGCAAGUGAUGGCAUUUCGAGUAACAGAUCACCAAGCAAUGAAUUUCCAAGUAAAAGUGUGAUGAAAGGACGAAUUUCAAAGAAUUCUCAGCGGCCAUUUAGAAGAGAACCUCAUAACUAUGACAAAGCUCAACCCACUUUGCACCAGACUACUAUGUACCAACAAAUGUUAGCAGAACACCAAAAAAGCCAACAAAGUCAACAUCUUCAACCUUCUUUGCCUGGCACAGCGUUACAGCACCAGACCAUGGCGUUCCAUCAACAGCAGCAACAAAUGCAAACAUCGGCACAGUACCCAACGCCUACAUCAGUGACAACCGGUGCCGGAGAAGGCGGGAAUGGCACAGGAUAUGGUGGUUAUGGUAGCGUUGAAAUUUCGCCAUCGGCUGGCGGUGGCCUCAAUAUUAAUAAUAACUUACUUAAUAUAUCAAUGGCAAAUGCAAAAUCCAAAGGCUUUACCAUAAUGCAGACAACCGCAAAUUGCAUGCCCAAUGCAACCCCAAUAAAUGCCAGUAAUUCAGCACAUACAGGGAAUUCCUCGAUACUUUUGCAGACGGUGAAAACAGAACCACCAUCCGCCGAUAUGUUAUCCAUGUAUAAUUUAAAUAAUUCAAAUGAUGUUUAUGGUGUCAAUACAAAUCUAAAUAGCAACAAUAACUCAAACUCGUAUAAGCCUUAUCCCAGCGUGAGUAGCUUUAAAAAAUCUGCAUCCACUGGCGGCUACAUAAAUAUGCGCCUCACCACGAACUCACCUUAUAUCCACGAUCAAUCACCUACUGCACAACACGUACACCAACAAUCGCUGCCAUUGAAUUUAGGCUGUCAGGUAACUUCAUUGCCAAGCCCUUUACAGUUACAGGUACAAGCACAAUGCCAAUUGUCGCCCUCGUCUAGUCAUCAGCAUCAACAACAACAGCAAGCAAGCCAGCAUCUCUUGACAACACAGCAUCAUCAAAUGCAACAGCUUAGUCAACAGCAGCAACCGGCGGUUAAUAUGUUGCCGCGAGAAAUGUUCAGAUCGAACAGUUUACCACUGAAUGUGACACUGCAAAAACUUGAAUCACGUUCAGGUCACGAUAAUUUUGCUGUACCUAAAUACCAAGCUAAAAACAACAAGCCACGCUCGCGUAGCAAUUCAAUACAUCAACAUAUGAUUGUUGGACCGAAUGGUACCAAUAAGUCGAGUAGUGUAACAAGCAGUAACCUGAUGGUCUCGCCACAGUUGCAAUCAGCUACAAGCGACCCUAUGUUGAAUAAUAGUACCUUAGCGCAACUGCUGACAACGAAUACUCGUUCGUCGGUUAAGACAAAGCAAAGUUCUUCCUCAAGUGCCAUAUCAAAUUUAAAUGUACCAAUGUCUGCCAUAGCGAUGUCAACAGUAGUGCCGGUACCUCCACCAGCCUCUUCGGCUGUGCCGGUUAAUACAAAUAAAUCACUAAAUAUUGGCAGCAUACCCGCCACUACCAAUUACUUUGUAACGCCCAAUGUGCAGUGCACGGUAACUACUGCAGCAGGCGCAUCUGCUGACACAACAUACUCUCGUCAUGUGAUACAAAUGCAACAAGAACAGCAACAAAAGUCACCAAAGAAAUCUGCUUCGCUGCCAACGCCAGCAGCACCACAAAUGUUACAUAGCCCGCCUGGUAGUAAGAUGUUAAGUUAUCCGCCAACGGCCAGUCAAGCAGCAGCGAUGUGUACGAAUGCAUUGAGUUUGUCUCCAGAAUCGUUUCACGAUCAAGACUCGCCGCUUUCCCCAACACAUAGCCUAAAGUAUCCCAGGGAGAACCAGAGGCGUGCCGGUCACAUACAUGCAGAACAGAAGCGACGAUAUAAUAUUAAGAACGGGUUUGACUUAUUGCAUUCUCUAAUACCGCAACUGCAACAAAAUCCUAAUGCCAAAUUGAGUAAAGCGGCUAUGCUGCAGAAAGGCGCCGACCACAUUAAACAUUUGCGAGCUGAACGUAAUCAAUUAAAAGAUCAUAUGGAGGCAUUGCUUAAAGAGCGAGAUAUUCUAAAUAACUCAUUAACGCAUUUGCACUCAAUCCUUCCAGCCAAUGGCGCGCCUGUGACACGUCAAGGGACAGAACAUGUACGGCAGUUGUAUGACCAGUAUGUGCGGCAUCGUACAAUGCAGGAUUGGAAAUUUUGGAUUCUGGGGCUUAUUUUGGAACCUCUACUCUCCUCUUACACUUCGUCCGUAUCGAGUGCCAGUUUGGAGGAGUUACGACGCACAGCGUUUUUAUGGGUUGACCAGCAUUGUUCGUUGAUUGACCUGCGGCCAGCUGUAUCCAAUAAAUUGAAGUAUUUGUCAAUGAAGACAGAUAUUUUGUCCGAUCCGCCAUCAACUCUGCAGGAGGAAGUCUCAAAAGCAGUUUAUAACAAUGUUGGACAUCAUCCCAAUUUGCAUGGAACUUAAACUUUACUAUACUAAAAUGUAAUUAGAAAAUUGUUAAGCGUAGUGAUAUAAAAAUUGUCGGUUUUAUCGCUUAUCUUUUCAAGAAUUUGUACAAAUAUUUUUUUAUUCUUAAAAACGUGCCUAUAAUGUUAAAAAAACAACAAUAAUUAUUGUUAUACGUUAAUAAAGUAU
Molecule: messenger RNA, 5077 nt
Organism: Anastrepha obliqua
Lineage: Eukaryota; Metazoa; Arthropoda; Insecta; Diptera; Tephritidae
Gene: Mondo
Product: protein WBSCR14 homolog
Exons: 15
Coding region: 1055-4906 (1283 amino acids)
Biological process (GO): regulation of transcription by RNA polymerase II
Cellular component (GO): nucleus
Molecular function (GO): RNA polymerase II cis-regulatory region sequence-specific DNA binding; protein dimerization activity; DNA-binding transcription factor activity, RNA polymerase II-specific
Source: RefSeq, a predicted model, not a curated record